AUGAAGACCAACUCUACAUAUGUUUCAUAUUUCACACUAAGUGCCUACGUUGACACCGGGGUUUUUAAAUACUUGUACUUCCUGAUUGUUCUGACUUUUUAUGUGUUAAUUAUUUGCUCCAAUGUGUUGCUGCUUGUGGUUAUCUGUGUGAACAGAAGCUUACAUGAACCUAUGUACCUUUUUCUGUGCAGCCUGUUUGUAAAUGAACUGUUUGGUAGUACAGGGUUGUUUCCAUUCCUUCUGGUUCAGAUCCUCUCUGACGGUCACACUGUUUCUACUUCUUCUUGUUUCCUGCAGAUUUUCUGUGUGCAUUGCUAUGGCAGCAUAGAAUUCUUUACCAUAGCCGUCAUGUCUUAUGACAGAUAUCUUGCUAUCUGUUGUCCUCUGCAAUAUAGCUCACGUAUGACGUCUAACAAGGUUUCAAUCCUCACUAUAUUCUCAUGGUUGUACAGUGUACUUGCAACUGUUGUCAUGAUGUCUCUGAGCAUCUCUUUACAGCUAUGUGGGAACAUCAUUAACAAAGUGUACUGUGAUAACUUCUCUGUUGUUAAACUGGCCUGUUCUGACACUACAGUCAAUAAUGUUUAUGGGAUUGUUUACGUGUCAACUGUAAUAGUUGCUCUUAUAAUACUAAUCUUCUUCUCCUACAUGAGGAUCCUUAAAGUGUGUUUCUCUGGUUGUAAGCAGACGAGACAGAAAGCUGUCAGUACCUGCACACCUCACCUCGCUUCUCUGCUCAACUUCUCUUUUGGUGCUUUCUUUGAAAUAUUACAGAGCAGGUUUGAUAUGAACAGUGUCCCCAAUAUGUUGCGUAUAUUCUUAUCGUUAUACUUCCUAACAUGCCCGCCGCUCUUUAACCCUUUAAUAUACGGCCUGAAAAUGUCCAAACUCCGUAACAUAUGUAAAAGUCUUGCUUUUGGUCAAAUAAUGUAG
This is a messenger RNA of Cottoperca gobio, 933 nucleotides long. Its product is annotated as olfactory receptor 10A3-like. Gene Ontology annotation, biological process: G protein-coupled receptor signaling pathway; detection of chemical stimulus involved in sensory perception of smell. Lineage: Eukaryota; Metazoa; Chordata; Actinopteri; Perciformes; Bovichtidae. The record is from RefSeq and is a predicted model, not a curated record. Bases 1 to 933 code for a protein of 310 amino acids. Gene Ontology annotation, molecular function: G protein-coupled receptor activity; olfactory receptor activity; odorant binding. The transcript has a single exon. Gene Ontology annotation, cellular component: membrane.